AUGCCUUCACGCAAGCCCAGCAAAUAUGGAAAUAACAAGUUCCGGUCGAGCACGGCGUCAUUCAACCCGAAACGCGCAAAGACGGUAGAAUUCAAUUCGCUGCGUUCCACUGAGGCCACCUCCCAAGGUGAGAAAUUCGAGGCUAUCCGGCUGGCCAACAGCAUCGACGAGACCAUGGGCUUUUCUCGCUUUGAAGCCGGCGAAAAGAGAGCGGGAUGGUUGAUAAAUAUGCACAGCACCUCUGUCGAAGAUCCGAAUAUUCCUGGUGGUCGGGCCGGAGUGGACUUUUAUUUCCUAGAAGACGACGGCAACAGCUUCAAGGCUACAGUUGAAUAUGACCCAUACUUCCUUAUUGCCGUUAAGGGAGGACGAGAACAAGAGGUUGAGGAAUGGUGUCGGAGGAUACUUGAAGGUAUCAUUAAAGACGUCCGUAGGGUUGUGAGGGAAGACCUGCAGAUGCCCAAUCAUCUACUGGGGAACCGACGAACGUUUUUGCGCCUCAGUUUUGUGAACGUCAGCAAUUUGCUCGAAGCCCGAAAGCUGCUUAUGCCGAUUGCUGAGAAAAAUAAAAAGAACGUGACGGCUAUGGAUACAUAUGCUGAAAUGGCCAGGACUUCUGCCGGUUUCGAUCUUUUUGACGACGAACUUGAUGAAUCACGACCUAAUGCCGCCUUGAAUGCCAGCGAUUUCAUCAUUGAUAUCAGAGAAUAUGAUGUCCCAUAUCAUGUUAGAGUUUCUAUUGAUAAAGAUAUUCGAAUCGGAAAAUGGUAUAAUGUGGAAGCAAAACAUGGAGUUACCAAAUUGACCUGCAUAGAAGAGCGACUUCAGCGAGCCGAUCCUGUGGUUCUCGCUUUCGAUAUUGAGACAACCAAACUUCCCCUGAAAUUUCCAGACGCAGUAAUCGACCAGAUUAUGAUGAUUUCGUAUAUGAUUGACGGCAAUGGAUUUCUCAUCACCAACCGCGAAAUCGUCUCCGAAGACAUCAAUGACUUCGAAUAUACGCCUAAACCCGAAUAUAAUGGACCAUUUGUGAUUUUCAACGAACCUGAUGAACGUCAUGUUUUGGAACGCUUUUUCAGUCAUAUCAAAGAGGCGAAGCCUACGGUUAUUGCGACUUACAACGGUGACUUUUUCGAUUGGCCUUUUGUCGAAGCACGUGCAAGUGUCCUGGGCAUUGAUAUGUAUGCUGAAAUUGGCUUCAAGAAGAACAGCGAGGAUAUCUACCAAAGCGAUCAUUGCGCCCACAUGGACUGCUUUGCAUGGGUUAACAGAGACAGUUAUCUUCCACAGGGUAGCAGGGGUCUAAAAGCCGUCACUGUCGCAAAGUUGGGAUAUGACCCAGACGAACUGGAUCCGGAACUCAUGACUCGAUAUGCUAGAGAACGGCCGCAGACACUGGCUGAAUAUUCAGUAUCCGAUGCCGUUGCCACAUACUACCUAUAUAUGAAAUAUAUCCACCCUUUCAUCUUCUCGCUCUGCACCAUCAUUCCGCUGAACCCGGACGACGUCCUCCGAAAAGGCACAGGUACACUAUGUGAGAUGCUUCUCAUGGUUCAAGCAUACAAAGGGGAGAUCAUUCUCCCAAACAAGCAUAAAGAUCCACCAGAAUCUUUCUACGAAGGCCACCUUCUCGAUUCCGAGACCUAUGUCGGUGGGCACGUUGAAAGUAUUGAAGCUGGGGUCUUUCGCAGCGAUAUACCCGUCAAUUUUGUUGUAGACCCCAAGGCUAUUGAUGAGCUGUUACGUGAUCUUGAUGCAGCCUUGAAAUUCAGCAUCGUGGUGGAGGAGAAGAAGUCACUGGAAGACGUCACGAAUUACGAAGAAGUGAAGGCUCAGAUCACUGAACAAUUGGAAAGUUUGAAGACAACACCGAACCGCAGCGAACGACCACUGAUUUACCAUCUCGACGUUGCUUCAAUGUAUCCGAACAUUAUGACAACAAAUCGUUUACAACCAGACUCCAUGAAGCAGGAAUCUGACUGCGCAGCGUGUGACUUCAACCGGCCAGGCAAGACUUGUGACCGUCGACUUCCUUGGGCGUGGCGUGGUGAAUUCUUACCUGCCAAGCGAGACGAAUAUAACAUGAUCAGGCGAGCUGUCGAGAAUGAACGAUUUCCUGGAAAGACCAAAAACGCUCCGAUGCGCUACUUUAGAGACAUGCAAACUGAAGAACAAGCUGCCAUUAUCAAGAAAAGGCUGCAAGAAUACAGUAAGAAGAUCUAUCACAAAAUCCACGACAGCAAAACGAUAGAGAGGGAAGCAAUCAUAUGUCAACGAGAAAAUCCCUUCUACGUCAAUACUGUUCGUGACUUCCGUGACCGAAGAUACGAUUUCAAGGGAAAACAGAAGGUAUGGAAGGGCAAGACGGAAUCAUUGAAGGCUGCCGGUGCGUCUAAUGCCGAAAUUGACGAAGCUAAGAAGAUGAUCGUCCUGUUUGAUUCUCUUCAACUAGCGCACAAAGUCAUCUUGAACAGUUUCUAUGGCUAUGUCAUGCGCAAAGGUUCACGUUGGUACUCUAUGGAGAUGGCUGGUGUCACCUGUCUUACAGGCGCUCGCAUUAUCCAGAUGGCAAGAGAGUUAGUUGAACGCAUUGGACGGCCCCUGGAACUGGAUACAGAUGGUAUUUGGUGCAUGCUUCCGGCGACAUUUCCCGAAAACUUUGCGUUCACAUUGAAGAACGGGAAGAAAAUGGCAUUGUCAUAUCCCUGUGUGAUGCUGAAUCAUCUUGUUCACGGGCGUUUCACAAACCACCAAUACCAGACACUCGUCGAUCCCAAGACUUUCAAGUACGAAACGACGAGUGACAAUUCAAUCUUCUUCGAGGUCGAUGGACCAUAUAAAGCUAUGAUUCUUCCGGCGUCCAAGGAAGAAGACAAGAAUUUGAAGAAACGUUAUGCAGUUUUCAACGACGAUGGAUCUCUCGCGGAAUUAAAGGGUUUCGAGGUCAAACGUCGAGGUGAACUUAAACUUAUCAAGAUCUUCCAGACUCAGAUCUUCAAGUUCUUUUUAGACGGGAAAGACCUCGCAGAAACCUACCAAUCAGUUGCUCGCGUGGCGAAUAGAUGGCUUGACGUGCUUUAUGAGCAUGGCGCUACGUUGGCGGACGAGGAGCUCAUCGAUUUGAUUUGCGAGAACAGGAGCAUGUCCAAGACGGUCGAGGAGUACGGGACACAAAAAUCAACCUCUAUUACAACUGCCAAACGGUUAGCGGAAUUCCUUGGAGAGCAGAUGAUCAAGGAUAGAGGUCUUAAUUGUCGCUACAUUAUCUCAUCUAAACCGAGAAAUGCACCGGUUACGGAACGAGCCAUCCCUGUCACCAUUUUCUCUGCGGAAGAAAAUGUCAAAAGGUUCUUCUUGCGCAAGUGGCUCAAAGACGAUCCUAGUGACAUGGAUCCACGUUCUAUUAUCGACUGGGACUACUAUCUCGAGCGAUUGGGCUCAGUCAUUCAGAAACUAAUUACCAUCCCAGCAGCACUGCAAAAGCUCGGCAACCCUGUACCCAGAGUGCAACAUCCGGACUGGCUCCAGCGACGCAUCAACACCAGGGAUGACAAGUUCAAGCAGAAGAAGAUGACUGAUAUGUUUGAAAAGAAUCCACUUUCCGAAAAGUCCGCCAAUAUAUUAGAUCAUCGCGUUCCUCACAAUGCUGACAUUGAAGAUAUUUCAAUCCAAAUGGACAAGAAGAAGGUCUCUCCUUCAAGCAAGAUGGUACAGAAGCGGAAGUUACCAGAGGGUCCAUCGACAACAUCGCUUGAUCCGUAUGCUAGUCUACCAGCUGUCAUGCCAUCAAUCACCGAAGAUUACGAAGGCUUUAUCAAGUAUCAAAAGCAAAAGUGGAAGAUUCAGAAGCAAGCUCGGAUCCGCCGACGACAGCUUUUCGGAGAGAAAUCCAAAGCAUCAGACUCUCUAAGUCACUACUUUCGAAAUCAGGCGCAAAUGCUGUUUAUUAACACGUGGACAGUGUUGCAGCUGAAAGAGACUGACGUACCUGGAGAAGUACGAGCAUUCGUGCUAAUUGAUCGUAAAGUACACGCUCUCACCGUCAAAGUGCCCCGUCAACUUUUCAUCAACUUCAAGGAUGAUUCUCUACCGGAAGUUGAGCUUCCCAGUUGUGAGGUAGAGAAAGUCAACAACACUCUACCCAAUGGUCAUCCAUCGGUCCACCUGUUUAAGCUGACACUACCAGAAGAUGUUUAUUUAGCAGAGUCCGAAAAGAUGGCCGUCUUGCUCAAUCAUCCCAGUGUCGAAGGUGUCUACGAACGCAACGUUCCCCUCACCCUGCGCGCUGUUAUGAAACUCGGUAGUACGUGUACUUUCGACGAAAGCCAACGAGGCGUACUGGGCGAUGGUCUGGAUCGCGGUUUUGACCUGUCAUCAUUAUUGCAUACCACUACUGAGAACCCAUACCUAGAAGGAAUAUCUUUAACCUACUACUACUUGUAUCAUGUUACGUCUGGUGAUCGCCACGUUUUUGCCCUGUUCUCGACUGGCAAGAGCGAGGCAAAUAUAAUCAUCUUAAACCGCAACCGUGACAUGUCAAGUUUACCCAACAUCGACAAAAUGUACAUGGAACUCCUUGGACGGAAAGUCGCUGCUGAAUCCGAAACUUCCACAAUGGCAUUUGAUUAUCAGGAGAAAAUACAUUUCAAAACCACUCAAGUGACUACUUACCGCAAAGCCAUUCUAGAAGUGGGUGACUUGGUGAAGAAGUUACGGAACGAAGAGAAUCAACCUGUGGUAUUUGUCAUGCAGUCGCAACAAAGGCGGAAGCUGUGCCAUGAUAUUCCCAUUUUAAAGGACUAUCCCAUGCUAUCUGUCAAGGCGGAAGUUUCGGACACGGAUAUGCCUCCUCUAGGAUGGCAGUCCUUCAUUGCAAAGCGAUUGCUGACACAUUAUCUCUACUUGGGUUCAUGGAUUCAGCACCUUAAAAUGCUCGCCCGUUAUGGAGACGUCCCUGUUUGCAACUUGGAGAGUGAUGACCCCCGGUACUUGAUAGACGUCUCGUAUGCGAGACGGCUUGAAAAGAGUAACGUGGUGCUGUGGUGGUCAUCAGGGCCCCGACCAGAUCAUGCUGGGUAUGAGAAAGACGACGUCUUGGGUUCUCUUGACACAGUGGACAUGCCUUCUAUCAACGUACCGGGUACUUAUACAACGGUUUCGAUUGAACUUGAAGUACGAAACCUGGCGAUAAACACAAUCCUCACAUCCUCAAUCAUCAAUGAUUUAGAAGGCAGUGAUACACUUCUCGCCUCUACUAAAGAGUCGGCCGAUGGUGUGCUCUAUUCAGAGAAAGCCUUUGCAUCAGCAGGAGUUUUUGUUCUACGAGAAAUGGUCAAACAGUGGUGGUCAGAGGCGUGUACAGGUAAAACCAUGGCGGACAUCAUGGUUCAACAUUUGGUUCGGUGGGUGGAAAGUCCCAGUUCAUGCCUCUACGAUCGGUCUUUGCACUAUUAUGUCCGAAUGAUGUCUCGAAAGUCAUUUCAACAGUUGAUGGGAGACUUUCGCCGUGUAGGCUCAAAUGUUAUCUUUGCUAGCCCGACACGGUUGCUGUUGCAAACGACCAAGCAAGAAGUUGGAACCGCUUAUGCUUACAGCCAAUACAUCCUAAAGUCAAUCAGAGCCAACCCGGUCUUCCAUUUCAUCGACUUGGAACUCAAGGAGUAUUGGGACUUUUUGGUGUGGUAUGAUGAAUUCAACUACGGAGGCAAGGGUUGUCAGGAGGUUGUGGAAGCAGAAUCUCAACAACUAAAUACUGUUAUGCAUUGGCAAAUGAACAGAUUCUUGCCAGUCCCUAUGCAACAGGUCUUCAAUGACUGGGUUAUCGAAUACAUCGACUUAAUGCAUGGCCUUAAACGAGGAAAUGAGGAAUCCGAAAAUAGCUCCACGCCGCGCCUUACCCAGAUUCCCAAAUCUCUGACCGAAACAACGGACGACGAAGUGACUAAUUUCCUAACCGAUAAAUUCUCCAAACCUCUUAAGAAACAGAUUGUCGGCCUGAUUCGUCGACAACGAGAUGAACUUCUCCAUCCUGAGCUCGCGUCAGACUACGUCUUUCCCAUACUACCGGGUGCCUUAGUCGAUCCAAACACAGAGAAUCGCAAUGCCGUGCUGGAAUUGGUGAAGGCACUGAUGCAAGUUCUCAGUCUGUCCAAGACCACGACGUUAGAGACACGUCUUUUACGGCGCGAGCUCCUGGCCUUAUUUGAAGUCCGUGAGUUUAGCAAAGAGGGCCGUUUCGAGAAUCCGAGUGCCAGCCUGAAGUUGCCAGAGUUGACGUGUAGUGCUUGCUGUCUGAUUCGUGACUUGGAUCUUUGCCGAGAUGAGGAUAUUCUUCCUGAUCUAGGCAGCGAUGGUAAAAAGACAGCACCCAAAGCGUGGCGCUGUCCCUUUUGUCAAACGGAAUAUGAUCGCUUGGCUCAGGAGGAGAGACUCGUUGGAGAAGUGCAUGGUAUGAUAGUCUCCUGGCAGGCGCAGGAUCUGAAAUGCUCCAAAUGCAACAGCCUCAAGGUCAACGCUUUCAUGGAACAUUGUUCCUGUAGCGGCAAGUGGACAACAACUUUGGACAGGAACGAGAUUCAGAAAAAGCUCCGUGUUAUGCUUAGCGUGGCCAAAUUCCAUGACUUGAAGCUUCUUGAGGGGGUAUCAGAAGAGGUUCUCCAAAGAAUGUGAUUGUCUGCCCACGUCUAUUGUGACGCAGAGAGAUACCAUCUAUUAAUGACUUUGUUUUUUGACUUCUCAGAGCGCCGCUGCAUAUUACAGCGUUGACGGGAGAAAAUGAUCCAUGUAUUGUCUAUAUACCACUUACGUGUGGGCAAUAGGUCUGUCUGCUUAUCCAGAUAAUGAUAUUCGUUGAUACAUCUACAUA
Molecule: messenger RNA, 6865 nt
Organism: Talaromyces stipitatus ATCC 10500
Lineage: Eukaryota; Fungi; Ascomycota; Eurotiomycetes; Eurotiales; Trichocomaceae
Product: DNA polymerase epsilon, catalytic subunit A/POL2, putative
Exons: 3
Coding region: 1-6669 (2222 amino acids)
Biological process (GO): mitotic cell cycle; leading strand elongation; nucleotide-excision repair, DNA gap filling
Cellular component (GO): epsilon DNA polymerase complex; nucleus
Molecular function (GO): zinc ion binding; nucleotide binding; DNA binding
Source: RefSeq, a predicted model, not a curated record